Messenger RNA from Vicia villosa (hairy vetch), 2078 nucleotides. RefSeq lists its product as uncharacterized. The record is from RefSeq and is a predicted model, not a curated record. The coding region runs from base 48 to 1409 and encodes 453 amino acids. The transcript has a single exon. Lineage: Eukaryota; Viridiplantae; Streptophyta; Magnoliopsida; Fabales; Fabaceae.
UUCAAAAUAGAGUAGCUCCCUCUGUGCAAGAAACAUACAUCCGAAAGAUGAGUAUCCCUUCCAUAAAACUUGUUUCUGCAUGUUUCAUCAAACCAUAUCCCUCAAUCCAAGACUCAAACCAAAUAUGGUAUUUAUCACCUUGGGACAUUCGCAUGUUAUCUGUAAACUAUAUCCAAAAGGGCCUUCUCUUCAAAAAACCAACGACAUCACAAAACCAACAACAUUUCAUCAACAAGCUCAAACACUCUCUUUCUCUAACACUUUUCCAUUUCUAUCCUCUCUCAGGUCGUCUAGUUACGCAUAAAACUCUAGUUCCCCCUUCUUACACUGUUUUUGUCGAUUGCAAAAACAGUCCUGGAGCUAAAUUUAUCCAUGCAACUUUAGAUAUCACCAUAAAUGAAAUCCUCUCCCCCAUUGAUGUCCCACCCAUUGUUCAUUCCUUCUUUGAUCACCACAAAGCAGUCAACCAUGAUGGUCACACCAUGUCUUUGUUGUCUAUUCAAGUCACUGAAUUAUUAGAUGGUGUUUUUAUAGCUUGUUCCAUGAACCACUCUCUUGGUGAUGGAACUGCUUAUUGGAAUUUCUUUAACUCAUUUUCUAAAAUAUUUCAAAAUGACACUAAUACUAAUCCUGUUUCAAUUUCACACCAGCCCAUCCAUAAUAGAUGGUUUCCAGAUGGUUAUGGUCCAAUUAUCAACCUUCCUUUCAAACAUCGCGACGAGUUUAUUCAAAGAUAUGAAGCACCCAUUUUGAAAGAGAGGUUCUUCCGUUUUUCAGCAGAGUCUAUAGGAAAGCUUAAAGCAAAGGCAAACAAAGAGUUUAAGACAACGAAAAUCUCUAGUUUCCAAUCAUUAUCGGCACUAGUUUGGAGAUCUAUAACUCGUGCUCGACAACUUCAACAUGACCAGACAACAACUUGUAAGUUGGCUAUAAACAACCGAACGAGAAUGGAACCCUCACUUCCUAAGGAAUAUUUCGGGAAUUCAAUUCAUACAUUGAGUACUGAAACAACUGUAAGGGAAUUGCUGGAAAAUAAUAUAGGAUGGGCAGCUUGGAAGAUUCAUAUGGCUAUUGCAAAUCAUGACAACAAAGUGGUGCGAGGAUCGGUGGAAGAGUGGUUACGUUCUCCUUAUGUGUAUCGAAUGGAUCUGUUCUUUGAUCCUAAUACAGUUAUGAUGGGUAGUUCACCGAGGUUUAAUAUGUAUGGGAAUGAGUUUGGAAUGGGAAAAGCAAUGGCAGUUAGAAGUGGAUAUGCUAACAAAUGUGAUGGAAAAAUAACAUCAUAUCCAGGACAAGAAGGAGGAGGGAGCAUAGAUCUCGAAGUGUGUCUUUCACCAGACAAAAUGAUGGUCCUGGAAUCAGAUGAAGAGUUCAUGAGUUCAGUUUCAGUAUUUAAUACAUUGCUCUAGUCUUUGAGUAUGCUUUUGUGUUUAGUCCACUGUUUGUUAGUCUUUGAGUAUGUUUUUGUGUUUAAUUCAUUGUUAGUCUUUGAGUAUUUAAUUCAUUUGUUCAAAGCAAAGUUAUCCGGCCCUCCUCUUAAUUCAUUCAUUGUUAAUGCUGUGAAGCAUCUUUGGAAGGUAAAAGCGCCUCAUAAAGUUCUCUUUUUUAGAUGGAGGAUUAUUCAUAAUAGAUUAGCUAUCAAGGAUCAAUUGAUUAAGGAAUUUUGAUGGAUGGUAUUGUUUCGGAUUGUGUUUUUUGCUCUCCCAAUUUGCUUGGGGGCUGUUUAGUGGUGGAGGCUAUUUGGAGAAAGGUGUACGAGUGGAUUGGACCCGUGGAUAAUUUAUCAUUGGAAGAGUUCUAAGGGUUUCUUUUUGAUUUCGAGAAGGUGAAGAAUCUAGCCAAGAGGUCCUUAGUUACGGUGAUUUGGUUAGCAACGGCUUGGAGUAUUUGGAAUAGGCGUAAUUGUAUCAUUUUUAAGAAUGAUUCGUUUAGCUUCACCGAAUGUAUGUCGGAGGUUGUUUUUAUUUCUUGGAAAUGGUUUUAUUCUCGAUAUAAGUUAGCUUCUAAUUGUAACUUUCACGUGUGGAAUAUUCUACCGCUCAUUUGUUUUGAGUUGUAGAAUUUUUCCGUCUUGUAAU